Megalops cyprinoides (Indo-Pacific tarpon) is the source of this 1603-nucleotide messenger RNA. RefSeq names its product phospholipid phosphatase 1-like. NCBI's taxonomy places the organism in Eukaryota, Metazoa, Chordata, Actinopteri, Elopiformes, Megalopidae. Gene Ontology annotation, molecular function: phosphatidate phosphatase activity. Gene Ontology annotation, biological process: phospholipid metabolic process; phospholipid dephosphorylation; signal transduction. The transcript is spliced from 6 exons. The record is from RefSeq and is a predicted model, not a curated record. Bases 486 to 1328 code for a protein of 280 amino acids.
ACGUGGCCAUCUCGUAUUGUGCUGGCAGGCACGCGAUAGGCUCCUCGCCCUUAUCCUUGUGAAAACCACCAACAUGACAUCUCGCAGCGCUCAUCUCUCCGAGCGCAGUUCGGGCCGGGGUUGUGCAGUGCCAGCACCAUUUGCGAGAACCCCCGCUAGAUGAGACGCUGGGGUGGGUCAAGUUCAUCGGGUGAGGGUCGGCGCCCUUUGUUUUUAUUUUUAUACUAUGCUCGGCUGACACCAAGGAGGCAAGAUAAACAUUCCGUUUUCAAUCGUAUCGAUUAAUGGUCGCCAUUGCGUAGGCUCUUCCUUUAUAGCCUAACUUUCAAUUGCCUUAUCCUAUUAAGUCUCUCUGUUAUUGUUUUUUUUUUUAAUGCAAAAAAAUAAACGACUUGAAGUCGACUGAUAUUUUCAAGGAGACCCUCCGUACAGUAAACAACCAAAGGAGCAAGUGAUAAACCAGAGCAGAGCGAAGAAGACCGAACAUGUUUGAAACGAAAGGAAUUCCAUUCAUUCUUCUUGACAUUGCCUGUCUUAUACUUGCUGGACUCCCAUUCGCAAUACUCACACUGCAACAUAAUCCAUUCAAACGAGGAUUUUUCUGUAACGAUGACACGAUCAAGUACCCCUAUAAAGAAGAGACCAUAUCCUAUGAGUUGUUAGGUGGGAUAAUGAUUCCCUUCACAGUGCUCGUUAUGAUCUUUGGGGAGUGCCUUUCAGUGUAUUAUAAGCGCAUCAAGUCAAAGUCGUCUUUCGGCAAUUGCUAUGUGGCGUGCGUUUAUAAGGCAGUGGGCACCUUUCUGUUCGGUGCUGCUAUGAGCCAGUCGCUGACUGACAUUGCCAAGUAUUCAAUCGGUCGACUGAGGCCACACUUCCUUGACGUGUGCAGGCCUGUCAGCGUUAACUGCACCGCUGGGGGCUACAUCGAGAACUUCACCUGCGCUGGGGACAAGAAAAUGGUCAACGAGGCCAGGCUCUCCUUCUAUUCUGGCCACUCCUCCUUCUCCAUGUACUGCAUGCUUUUCCUAGCACUUUAUAUUCAGGCGAGGCUUCAGACAGAAUGGGCCCGGCUGCUCCGGCCCACUCUGCAGUUCUUCCUGAUCGCCGCCUCCGUGUACGUGGGUCUCUCCCGGGUGUCCGAUUACAAGCACCACUGGAGCGACGUCCUGACCGGUCUGAUCCAGGGAGCCCUGAUGGCCAUACUGAUCGUGGUAUUUGUGUCCGAUUUCUUCAAGAAGUCAGUAGAGCCUGAGAAGGAGGAGGAGAUCCCCCACACCAGUUUACAGGAGACCCCCACUAAUGGAAACCAUUACGGCAGCACUCAUUAAGACAAGGAAAACUCAUGUGGACAACCUGUGAAUGUAACCCUGCUUCUUGCUACCCAGACCGUAUAUAUACAAGUCUGGACACCGAACUCAUCACGGACCUGUGAUUACAUCAAAUAUUGCCUUGGCCGGACUGCUACUGCUGCUACCAAAGCUCCCUGUGUAACCCUCACUAAGCACCCCAUAUUAUGUACAUGUGCUCACAAAAGCACUACCCCAUUUUAAUCUUGUUUUUUUUUAUUAUUCAUCCGUAUAUAUGAAAAACAAUAUGCAAAAUU